UUCUUUCCAACUUUUAGCCUCCCACUAGAAGCAAUGUAAGUGUCGAUAUUUUUUUUUGCGGAUCCCAAAAAUGCAUCGGUGGCAGAACGCGGGCAACGAUGGAUGCGACUGGAAAAAGGCGAUGGCGAGAAAAAGUUCUGAAAGCAUACUUUGGGAUUCCGGCGUGUUUUCUCACACUUUCUCGUAUUUGCCUCCCGCACUUUCGUGACUACCAUUCUGCUAAAUGUGCACCAUGCUAAUUUGGCCUCGGACUGCGCAUUUGCAUUUUCCUGCAUUGCGCACCGAAGAACGAGAAACUGAGAAAAUUCCUGCGCCCUGUGUCUGUCCACUAAACACCAAACUUGCUGCUGUUCUGCUUGUUCUAGAUCCCAUUUAAAAAGCAGAGAAAAUGGUCCGCGUCUCCGUCCUUAACGACUGCCUCAAGAGCAUGAGCAACGCCGAGAAGCGUGGCAAGCGCCAGGUCAUGGUCCGCCCCAGCUCGAAGGUCAUCAUCAAGUUCCUGUCGGUCAUGCAGAAGCACGGCUACAUUGGUGAGUUCGAGAUCAUCGACGACCACCGCGCCGGCAAGAUCGUUGUCCAGCUCAACGGUCGCCUGAACAAGUGCGGCGUCAUCUCGCCCCGCUUCCCGAUCAAGGUUUCGGACAUUGAGCAGUGGGUUGCUGAUCUCUUGCCGUCGCGCCAGUUCGGCUUCAUCGUCCUCACCACCUCGGCCGGUAUCAUGGACCACGAGGAGGCCCGUCGCCGUCACAUGGGUGGCAAGAUCCUUGGCUACUUCUACUAAAGCGCUCUAUGCUGCGUGAUCGCGCAUUUACCUCUGUGAAUGAUUGCUAUGUCAAAUAAAUGGUCAAGCCUUCACAAAUACGCAUGCACAUGCAUAUGCA
Linderina pennispora is the source of this 881-nucleotide messenger RNA. RefSeq names its product 40S ribosomal protein S22-A. Gene Ontology annotation, molecular function: structural constituent of ribosome. The record is from RefSeq and is a predicted model, not a curated record. Bases 389 to 781 code for a protein of 130 amino acids. Lineage: Eukaryota; Fungi; Kickxellomycota; Kickxellomycetes; Kickxellales; Kickxellaceae. The transcript has a single exon. Gene Ontology annotation, cellular component: ribosome; cytosolic small ribosomal subunit. Gene Ontology annotation, biological process: translation.